This is a messenger RNA of Cheilinus undulatus (humphead wrasse), 2406 nucleotides long. It is a transcript of the gene sstr1a, whose product is annotated as somatostatin receptor 1a. Gene Ontology annotation, cellular component: membrane; neuron projection. Gene Ontology annotation, molecular function: somatostatin receptor activity; neuropeptide binding. Gene Ontology annotation, biological process: neuropeptide signaling pathway; cellular response to estradiol stimulus. NCBI's taxonomy places the organism in Eukaryota, Metazoa, Chordata, Actinopteri, Labriformes, Labridae. The record is from RefSeq and is a predicted model, not a curated record. The transcript has a single exon. Bases 129 to 1289 code for a protein of 386 amino acids.
UCCCUCUCUCCUUUCUCUCUCUCUCUCAACCUCCUCUUUCUCUUUCUCUCCCGCUGAUCCGGUGAGGAUCGUCUGUGACCGGAGGAGCCGCCGUUGAAGGAGGAUGUUUUGAUGUUUCUCCUGCCACCAUGGAGCCGAACACCUCCUCCUCCUCUACCUCCUCCUCCUCCUCCUCCCCGCUCUCCUCGUCUCCUCUCCCGGUAACUCUCGGCUCUCUGUCGGUGGACAGCGGAGCUCUCUUCCUCUUUAACGGCUCUCUGAACGGCUCGGUCCCCGGCUCCGCGGCUCCGUCCGCGGGCAGCGCGGCUCUCAUCUCGUCCAUCUACUCGGUGGUGUGUCUGGUCGGUCUGAGCGGGAACUCCAUGGUCAUCUACGUCAUCUUCCGGUACGCUAAGAUGAAGACGGCCACGAACCUGUACAUCCUGAACCUGGCGGUGGCGGACGAACUGCUCAUGCUCAGUGUCCCGUUCGUCGUCACGGCUGCGCUGCUGCGCCGCUGGCCGUUUGGCGCGCUUUUGUGCCGCCUCGUGCUCAGCGUGGACGCCAUCAACAUGUUCACGAGCAUCUACUGCCUGACGGUCCUGAGCGUGGACCGCUACAUCGCCGUGGUCCACCCGCUGAGGGCGUCCCGAUACCGGAGGCCGACCGUGGCUAAGCUGGUCAACGUGUGCGUGUGGAUGUUCUCGCUGCUGGUCAUCCUUCCCAUCAUCCUCUUCUCCUCCACGGCGCCGAACUCCGACGGCUCCGUGGCGUGUAACAUGCAGAUGCCGGAGCCCGAGCAGCGCUGGAUGGCGGCCUUCGCCGUCUAUGCCUUCCUGAUGGGCUUCCUGUUUCCGGUGCUCGCCAUCGUGCUGUGCUACGCGCUCAUCCUCAGCCAGCUCCGCGUGGUGGCGCUGCGGGCGGGCUGGCAGCAGCGGCGGAGCUCGGAGAGGAAGAUCACGGUGAUGGUGACGGUGGUGGUGUCGGUCUUCGUGGUGUGCUGGAUGCCGUUUCACGUGGUGCAGCUGGUGGGCGUGUUCCUGGAGCGCCACGACCCCACCCUCAGCCAGCUCGCCGUCGUCCUCGGCUACGCCAACAGCUGCGCCAACCCGCUGCUCUACGGCUUCCUGUCCGACAACUUUCGACGCUCCUUCCAGAGGAUCCUGUGCGUGCGCUGGAUGGAGGCCCCCGACGAGCCCCUGGACUACCUGGACUACUUCAGCACGGCCCUCAAGAGCCGGAGACUCAGCCUGGACCAGGACGAGGACCAGGACAGGCCCCGCCCUCACAACACCUGCUCCAGGCUGUAGUGGAACCCUGAUCUGGACCAGGACCUAAAGGACCACACGGAGCUCCGGGUGGUUCUGAUUCUACGGGUGCCCUGAGGGGCCAAACAGACCUGUCCAGAGGAUAUAGAUUUUUUUAUGGCUAAAACGGCGAAGACGUUUGUAGACAACGGUCCACUACUGAUGAUGUCACUCUAGUGUCACAGACCGCCUCUUCAGAGUCCGGGUUAAAGGUCGGCGCGUUUUCAGAUAUUCCUAAAAUCUGAGCGGUUAAACAUACGACCGAAAAAAUGAAUCUGUGUUUUUCUUUCUUUCUUUUUCAUUUUCCACAAAGAGAUGAACAAAUUCAAAGGUAUUUUUCCCGGUCUGUGUUUUUUGCAGAGUUUAGAUUUGAAUUUCAAAUGAGAAAUCCAAAAUCAAGAAAAACGCUGUUUCUUCAAAACGGUUAAAAAACAGGAAAUAAAAAUUUAAAAACCCUGCUGUGGUGCUUUCAGGGCAUCUGUGUUAAUCUGAAAACAAAAACAUUUUUUAUCUGAACUUUUUUGUGUUCAGAUCAAAAACAGAAAGAUCCCAGAACAGAACACUGGUGAUGUAACAUUCCUUUCCCUGUAUUUUUGACCUGCGCUGGUGAUGUGAAAAAAGAAUGUUACAUCACCAGUGUUCCUUCUUCAAUAGAACGAUUUUUGAUCUGAACGCAAAAACAACAACAUGAAAAAACAAGCAGUUCAUCGUUUGUUCAUUUCUUUUUGGAAAAUGAGAAAUAGGAGCGUAACUAAAUGUUCAUGUUUUCUUUUAUUUGAUUCCUGAUUUAAUAAAAACUGUAAGGGUCAAAGGAACUCACUUUCACUUUCAUCUUACUGUUUUAUGUGCAGAUCAAAGGGAAGAUCAAAGAACAGAACGCUGGUGAUGUAACAUUCUUUUAUGUCCUUUUGGUGUGACAUGAUGCAGGUGUUGUGAAUAAAAGAAUGAUACAGCCCCAGUAUUCUGUCCUUUGAUCUUGCAAACACAGAAGCGAUGAGAUGAGAAUCAGUCAGUGGUUUUAACAGCCAAAAGUUUUGUGUUUUUUUUUCACUUCAAAUGAGAAAUCCAAAAUCAAGGAAAAAUCUGUUUCCUCAUAACUGUUUAAAAAUAGGAAUAAUAA